Molecule: messenger RNA, 4142 nt
Organism: Tyto alba (common barn owl)
Lineage: Eukaryota; Metazoa; Chordata; Aves; Strigiformes; Tytonidae
Product: ras-related protein Rab-4A-like
Exons: 8
Coding region: 128-937 (269 amino acids)
Biological process (GO): regulation of endocytosis; Rab protein signal transduction
Cellular component (GO): postsynaptic recycling endosome
Molecular function (GO): GTPase activity; GTP binding
Source: RefSeq, a predicted model, not a curated record
AGGCGGGCUGGGCGCGCGUGCGCAGCCGCGGCAGUUGCUGGCGGCAGUGGCAGUUGCUGGCGGCAGUGGCAGUUGCUGGCGGCAGUUGCUGGCGGCGCUGAGGCGGGCCGGGGCGCUGGAGGCUCCGAUGGAUUCUCCGCUUCCCUCCCAGCCUGCCCGCCCGGCUUCGCCGGGUAGCACCGACCCCGGGCAGGAGAGGCGGCAGGAGAGGCGGGGGCGGCGGCGGUGGCGGCGGCGGCGGCGACAUAAUGUUUUGCGUGUGUGCUUCCCCGCUCCCGAAAUACCGCAGACUGCCAUGUCCGAGACCUACGAUUUCCUGUUUAAGUUUUUGGUCAUAGGAAACGCGGGAACUGGAAAAACCUGUUUGCUACACCAAUUUAUUGAAAAGGAAUUCAAAGACGUCUCAAAUGUUACUAUAGGAGUGGAAUUUGGUUCAAAGAUCAUAAAUGUUGGUGGUAAAUAUGUAAAAUUGCAGAUAUGGGAUACAGCAGGACAAGAAAGAUUCAGUUCUGUAACAAAAAAUUACUGUAGAGGAGCUGCAGGUGCUUUGCUUGUCUAUGAUAUAACCAGCCGGGAAACCUACAAUGCGCUUACGAAUUGGUUGACGGAUGCUAGAAUGUUAGCAAGUCAAAAUAUUGUGAUAAUACUGUGUGGAAACAAAAAGGAUCUUGAUGCAGAUCGUGAAGUUACUUUUUUAGAAGCGUCCCAGUUUGCACAAGAAAAUGAGCUGAUGUUCUUGGAAACAAGUGCACUAACGGGGGAAAAUGUUGAAGAGGCCUUUGUACAGUGUGCAAGAGAAAUACUCUAUAAAAUUGAAUUAGGAGAACUGGAUCCAGAAGGAAUGGGUUCAGGUAUUCAGUAUGGAGAUGUUGCUUUGAGACAGCUGAGAUCACUACAUAGAGCACAAGCACAAAGUGCUCAACAAUGUGGGUGUUAAACAAAACACAAAAUCCCAAAUACUUUAGACACAGAAGCUGUCCUUACAAAUGGUGUUUGAAGAAAUGGAAAAGCUUGAAGGCUAUGCAGUUUUUAAAAAUGUCUUUCCACUAUCUACAAACAGAGCAAACCACUGCUGUCAGAAAGGUGGCCCGUGUGGUGUGGGGCAGGAGUGUCCACAUGACACACAAGCCUGCAAAGUGAACUUGAUGAUUUGGUGGACAAUGUUAAGACUCAUACCUGUAUGUAAACAUUUUCCAUUACCUGUUUUUGUUCUUUCGCCUCUAGUUUAAAGCAUUGCUAUAUACUGUAAAUAAUGUAACAGUAAAUUUACAAAGCAUGGUAUACUUACGUAUGCUGAUAGAAUGUUGCACUACAAGCAGUUUAAUAUUUUAUUUUUUUAUCAUAUAAACAAAUUUAACGGAGGUAGGCUUUGUCAUGUUUGUUUGCUGCACAAUAGUUUAUGACCUGAAUUAUAAAACCACUGGCACUGUCAGUGAAGGGUGGUUGGUUUAUUUUUUUCCUACUUAGUUUGCCACAUUCUAACAAGCUGUUGACAUGACUGAUUCUCAACAUAUGGUUAGGACCCAUACUUACGUUUAUUAAUAUGUCAAGCUGAAAAGGUAAUUUUUAUUGAUGUUCACAUAUCCUGUUUUAUCACAGUUCUUAAAUAGCUUUUGAAGUUCUUUUAUUAAACUUUAUUAAGUCUGUCAAAUGGCUGUUGACUUUUUUUUUUUUCCCCUUGGUCCUGAUGUUUUGUGUAGCACUGGCAUCAUGAAGGUAGAUUGUAUAUGUGAACAGAACUGUGCAUUUUUGCGUAUGUUGUAAUUCUAGGGCAGGGGCACGGGCUUAUGGAGAAUUACCACAGUAGGAGCUCUCCUAACCUCCUACCACACCGAGCAAUCAGCUGUGGAAAUAUUAUCUCUGUUGAAGCCUACAUAGUGAGGUACAAACUGAACCCAAAGGGUGAUUCUAAAGUAUCCUGAAUGUAUGAAAUUUAAAAUACUCAUUUCUUUCUCUUAAAACUUUCAUGAAGUACAAUUAAGAACUUGAAUUUUAAAAUUAGACUUUAAAAUUAGGAACUUAAUAGGCUGUCUUGCUGGAGCUCUACCCUUGAAUUUCAUGGAAGUGCCCUAUGUGUAAUGCUGGCCACAGUGCUCCCAGGAGACUGAUGUCAUGGAAGGGAAAAAACAAGUGUACUACUUCAGUAGUUUGUUCUUCCUGUGAAACUCAUCAAGGGAAGUUUUGGCCUUGGUACUGAGUUUUUUUUUUUUUCCCUGUGUUAAAACACACAAUUCAGACUUUCUUUCCUGACCUCUUUUUUUAUUGUGGGGAGGAGGCAUGGGGCAAGAGAUUAGGAAACCUGUUCUCAUUCCUCAGCUGGAGACAGAAGAGGAGAAGACUUGCAGAGGGUCCAAGAGGGAGGACAGAACCGCAAGUAUUGUGUAUCAUUUUUAGUGUGACAUGACAACUGAUCAGGUAAGAGACCCGUGGCUUUUCCUUUGUCAGGUAAGGAGCUGCAGCACUAAGCUCGUGUUUCUGGAAGUAGCUGAAUUCAACCAGUUCAGGGGGGGCAAUUUCAUGUGCACUGAUAGAAAUCAGUAGUGACAUUUUUACUUAGUUACUUGUAUAACUAGAAAUGGGAUGUGUCCUUGAAAGUGCAAAAUAAUUAAUUUGAUCAGAAUUCAGUAUUGAAAUUCCAAGGUUAAACAUGCUUUAUUAUUUUCUGUAUAUGAGUCUUUUCUAUUUAGGUGUUUCUUGUCAAAUGAAUGUUUAAAAACUAAACCAGAAAACUUAACUGAUACUGUAAUUUAGAGGGCAAUUAAAGCACAAGAGUGAAGCAAGAAUGCUACACAGAGGUAUGCCACCUUUCAUGGAGUUAGAAUUGUGUUUAAAACUAUUCCCUUUGUCCUGACAUUUUUGGCUCAAAUGGAUGCUUACCUGAAAACUAUAUGCCUUAGAUCAUCUCUGAAUUGAAAGGAAUUAAGUUUGCUUUAUACUUGAAAAGCCUAGGUUUAGUUCUAGAAAGGCUGUUGGGUCCAAAGACCUUUAUGUUAUGAGUCUCUCAAGUAUCCUGUUAUAUUUAGGGUUGGAUUUGUUACAUAACUGAUAACAAUUACGCCCAAGGAGUAUUCACUUGUAUGGUAAGAGCGUAAGUAUUUUUGAAGCAGCUUAACUGUGCAUUUACAAUAAUGUCAAAGAACUCCAAAGAAACUUACCUGUCUUAAUCCUUACUCAACUUGCUUUGGCUUCUAGUACUCAGAACAUUACCAAAAGCAAGUACUCUGCAGUAGAUGGUGGAUGUAGUUGUUCUCCACCAGUCCAAAGGGCAUAUUAUUAACUGGGAUGUGUUGUGUUUCUGCCAGGGUUGGGGAGGCUUUUGGUUCUGAAACCCCAGAUUGUGGAAUGCUGUGAAAAGAUGAGGUAGUGGGUAGGCUGUCCCUGCCCUUACCACAGUCAUUAGACUGUGUUUCUUGGUACACAGACAAAAGUGAAAGCUGAGGAUGUACUUACCAGCUGGGACAUAGCACAAGUAAAGCUAAAGGUGUCCCCUGUCACUUAAAAUGGUUGAAAUGGUGUUGGCUGUUGGAUCAAAACUUCUUUCCAUAAGUAUAGUGACAGUUGAAAGGAGCUGGGGGACUGUUACUUAACUCGGUUGCUUUUAAAUAAAAAUUUUAGGGGAUUGGUAGGGAUUCAUGUACUUCUUCCUGUCCUUUUCCCUUUAUGUACAAGACUGGCCUCUUUUGUAUACUCUGUUCUUAUGUUCAUUUUGGUCAACUGUCUGUGGUUAAGAAGCUGUAAGCACAGUUUUAUUCUUUCUGUAACCAUAUUAAGCUAUCCCCUUCCUACCUGGAACGAAAGAAUAGCGUUGCUGUAAUGUGUUUGGACAUGUUUUUACCUUUUUUUUUUUUUUUAUUGUAUACUCUUACUGUAUACACAUUAACCAGGUUAAUGUGCUUGUUUUGUAGAAUCACAACCUUUUAUGCUGCAUAUCUUACAUUUAAAAACAAAAAACUUUCUAAAAUGGCAACUCCUGAGGAGAAUAUUGUUGGAAGCAAUAGCUCUCACCAGUGCAAACUAUAUUGUUUACUUUCUUCUCUGAGGGUUUUUUAUUUCUAAAAAUACCAUGCCAAUAGCAGCCCUGGAGUAGAUUUUAAGCUUUAGCAUUAGAGUUCACACAGCAAACCAAAUCUAGCUCACCUAAA